UGGGCGGCCGCCGGGCUCCGGGCGCCGCCGCGUCCAGACCUCCCGGCCGGCGGCCUGCGGGGGCGGCGCAGUUGCGAAACUGAGUGCCUGUGUAGAUCGUCCUAGAAUACCUGUGCCGGUGCUCUGUCCUUCGAGACUACCUCAUGCUCAACUCUGGCUUGGAGACUCCAGCGUGGUAAGCUGACCACACAGACUCUGCCUUCCCCAUCCGUGUUCCUGUAGCCUGAGACAUGACCUGACACCCUGAUGACCACUCUCAGGGCCCUUGCGUGACUGGCCGGUGCACCAUGGAACUUAAAGUAUGGGUGGAUGGAGUUCAGAGGAUUGUUUGUGGGGUCACCGAAGUCACUACUUGCCAGGAGGUUGUAAUAGCCUUAGCUCAAGCGAUAGGUCGAACUGGAAGGUACACCCUUAUAGAAAAAUGGAGAGAUACUGAAAGACAUUUAGCACCUCAUGAAAAUCCUAUCAUAUCCUUAAACAAAUGGGGUCAGUAUGCCAGCGACGUACAGCUAAUCCUGCGCCGGACAGGGCCGUCCCUUGGCGAGCGGCCCACCUCGGACAGCGUGGCUCGCAUUCCCGAAAGAACUUUGUACAGGCAGAGCCUGCCCCCCUUAGCUAAACUGAGGCCUCAGAUUGACAAAUCAAUCAAAAGGAGAGAACCCAAAAGGAAAUCGCUAACCUUUACAGGAGGUGCCAAAGGAUUAAUGGACAUUUUCGGAAAAGGUAAAGAAACCGAGUUUAAGCAAAAGGUGCUGAACAACUGCAGAACGACAGCGGAUGAAUUGAAGAAGCUGGUCCAUUUGCAGACAGAGAAGCUUCAGUCCAUCGAGAAGCAGCUGGAAUCUAAUGAAAUAGAAAUACGAUUUUGGGAGCAGAAAUAUAAUUCCAACCUCGAAGAGGAAAUUGUUCGCCUGGAGCAAAAGAUCAAAAAAAAUGACGUAGAAAUUGAGGAGGAGGAAUUUUGGGAAAAUGAAUUGCAGAUUGAACAGGAGAAUGAAAAGCAGCUGAAGGAUCAACUUCAAGAAAUAAGACAGAAAAUAACAGAGUGUGAAAGCAAAUUAAAGGACUAUUUGGCCCAGAUCCAGACCAUGGAAAGUGGUCUUGAAGCAGAAAAACUGCAGCGGGAGGUUCAGGAGGCACAAGUCAAUGAGGAAGAGGUUAAAGGAAAGAUCGGGAAGGUCAAAGGGGAGAUCGACAUCCAAGGUCAGCAGAGUCUGAGGUUGGAAAAUGGCAUCAAAGCUGUGGAAAGAUCUCUUGGACAAGCCACCAAACGAUUACAGGACAAAGAACAAGAACUGGAGCAGUUGACUAAAGAGCUGCGGCAAGUCAAUCUCCAGCAAUUCAUCCAGCAAACGGGGACAAAAGUCACUGUUUUGCCAGCAGAGCCCACUGAAAUAGAGGCCUCACACGCAGAUAUACAAAGGGAGGUGCCAUUCCAGUCCGGGUCCCUGAAGCGACCUGGUUCAUCUCGGCAGCUCCCCAGUAAUCUUCGCAUUCUACAGAAUCCUAUCUCAUCUGGUUUUAACCCCGAAGGCAUAUAUGUAUAACACUGUCGGUCUUUGCGGGGGGGGGAGACCCAAUAAAGGUACCAAGGACAGUAGAAUUCUCCCUUUGAUUUGUGCCAAUGAUGAACAGAGGGUGUAUUUCACAAGCCGCCGUGUCUUUUUUUUUCUCUCCUAAAUCGCAUCCCACUUGGAGCCAUACCCUGUGCACUGAUGCUAAAGAACAAAGAAACUGUGUUCUCACACGUCAACAGUGUUGAUAUCUUUGUCCAGCAGCUGUAAUGCAAAGCCUUCAUUUUUAUUUGUAGCAUUUUGUGAGCAUUAGCCAAGUGUCAUCUUGUGUGUAUUACAUAAGUAAACCGUGACUUAAGAGUGAAGAAACAUUUGUGACUGGCCUUAGUUUAAUUUAUUUCGUGUGAUCAAUUCAUGUGUGAAUGUUGAUGUUUUAAUCUUUUUCAUUAAUACUUAUCCUGUGACUUAAUUUCGUUACAUGCUGUGUGAUGACUCCGUGUGCAUGUUGCCAGACUCCAUCCGCGCAUUGCUAAUUUACAACUACACGAGCCUCGUGGGGUGUUCCGCCAUCGAAACCAACUCCAGAAGAACCCACUUGAAUUUAUUUUCUGAAACUGUCCAUUAGCCAUUGCUUAAUUAGGUGAAAUAAUUUUGAGGGUUUUUUGUGUGUGUAAAUCUAGAAUUUAGUCAUUCCUUUACAAUAUUCCCAAGUAUAUGAUAUUUUUCAUGAGGCAAAUUGUAUGUGUAAAAGGUUUGCAGUGUUUUCAGAUACUGUUGGAACAAAAAUGGAAUCGUUGAUAUCUAUCCAGACAGGCAUGGGGUUUCCUGAUACAUUAUAUGUUUCGUUUCUGCCCUGCCCUGUCAUUUCCUCUCACAGGUCCUUAGAAUUGACAUAAUACGUAAGUUAUAGAGGACCAGAUUGUUCUACUUGCAGAAUGUCGUUUUAAGUGCUGUAUUUUUAAAUACCACUUCAUAUGUAUGACCUAUUGAUAUACAUACCCAUGGGUAAGUUAUUGCUUGCACAUAAUUUACCAUUGGGAUUUCUCUAGACACUUAGAGGGAAAGUCGAUUGGAGUUAGGUACUUUUCACCAAGGGAAUAAAAUCAAAUUCAGUAUAUGUUUUUACUUUUAAGCUUGACUGUUAUAAGACAUUAAUCUGCAUUUGUACAUGUUGUUUUACUUAUAAAACCAAAAAUGAGUCAAUGCCUCUCCUAUGAGUAGUGACUUAACUGAGAUUUAUAAGAAUAUUUAGACAGAGGCAGUCAGAUACCACU
Messenger RNA from Microcebus murinus (gray mouse lemur), 2788 nucleotides. RefSeq names its product Ras association domain family member 8 (gene RASSF8). NCBI's taxonomy places the organism in Eukaryota, Metazoa, Chordata, Mammalia, Primates, Cheirogaleidae. Gene Ontology annotation, biological process: signal transduction. The record is from RefSeq and is a predicted model, not a curated record.